Sesamum indicum (sesame) is the source of this 1386-nucleotide messenger RNA. RefSeq names its product 2-oxoglutarate (2OG) and Fe(II)-dependent oxygenase superfamily protein (gene LBO1). Lineage: Eukaryota; Viridiplantae; Streptophyta; Magnoliopsida; Lamiales; Pedaliaceae. The record is from RefSeq and is a predicted model, not a curated record.
GUCUCAUUGAAUAACCACAAAGCAAGCAGCAGCAUUUCUCUGGACUUUGAUACAUACAGUUCAUAAUCUUCUCGACAUCUUUGUACUUCAUGGCUCCAGCUGCAAUUUCUGAUAUCAAAGUUGGCCACAUUGAUGAUGUACAAGAACUGAGGAAGAGCAAAACAUCACAAAUCCCUGAAAGAUUUAUCCGGGACAGGACAGAAAGGCCAACUCUUGACUAUUCUUGCACAAACAUUCCUGUUGUUGAUUUGUCAAAACUUUUUCAAGGAAGCAAAGAUGAAUUCUGCAAUGAAAUACUGAACCUGAUGACUUCUUGCAAAGAGUGGGGAUUUUUCCAGGUGAUAAACCAUGGGAUUGAUUUGGAGUUGCUGGAAAGAAUAGAAAAGGUGGCCAUGGAGUUCUUCAUGAUGCCUUUGGAGGAGAAACAGAAGUAUCCCAUGAUUCCAGGGACUGUACAAGGAUAUGGUCAGGCUUUUGUCUUCUCAGAAGACCAGAAGUUGGAUUGGUGCAACAUGUUUGCACUUGGAUUGGAACCCCACUGCGUGAGGAACCCAAAACUCUGGCCAACUAAACCAUCUGAUUUCUGUGAAACUGUGGAGAUAUACUCAAGAGAAAUAAGGAAACUGUGCAAGAAUUUGCUCAAGUACAUAGCCAUAACCCUCAAUUUAAAUGAGGACAUUUUUGAGGAGAUGUUUGGUGUGGCUGUACAAGCAGUAAGGAUGAACUAUUAUCCAGCAUGCCCAAGACCGGACCUCGUUUUAGGCUUAAGCCCACAUUCUGAUGGGAGUGCCCUUACAGUUUUACAGCAGGGAAAGGGCAGUUCAAUUGGACUUCAAAUACUAAAAGACGGUAAAUGGAUACCGGUGCAGCCCGUUCCCAAUGCUCUAGUUAUCAAUAUUGGUGAUACCAUAGAGGUUCUAACAAAUGGGAGAUACAAGAGUGUGGAGCAUAGAGCAGUGACUCACAAGGAAAAAGACAGACUGUCAAUUGUUACUUUCUAUGCUCCAAGUUAUGAAAUAGAACUUGGGCCAAUAUCAGAACUGGUGGAUGACAAGAAUCCCUGCAAGUAUAGAAGGUACAAUCAUGGAGAGUACAGCAAACACUAUGUGACAAACAAGCUUCAGGGCAAGAAAACACUGGAAUUUGCAAAAAUCAAGAACUGAUUUCUCGUACAUUAGACUGGCUGAAACUUAGUAGACCUUAAGCUGUAAUAAUGUGUUAAGUUACUUUAUCAGGACCUGUUAACAUGAUGUAAUACAAUGCAACUUGUGCUCAUGUAUAUUCAUAGAAAAUAGUUGUAAUGUUUGGUAGUUUCUUGGAGUUUAAUGAUUAAUGGGAACAUGUGGGGCUGGUUAUUCUGUUAAAUAUUUGUGUCAAGAAUGUUCA